Plodia interpunctella (Indianmeal moth) is the source of this 4861-nucleotide messenger RNA. RefSeq names its product tetratricopeptide repeat protein 21B-like. Gene Ontology annotation, cellular component: intraciliary transport particle A. The record is from RefSeq and is a predicted model, not a curated record. Gene Ontology annotation, molecular function: protein binding. The coding region runs from base 548 to 4474 and encodes 1308 amino acids. The transcript is spliced from 12 exons. Gene Ontology annotation, biological process: protein localization to cilium; intraciliary retrograde transport. Lineage: Eukaryota; Metazoa; Arthropoda; Insecta; Lepidoptera; Pyralidae.
AUGUCAAUGUCAAUGCAACGUCAAUAAAUUUAAAAUAAACAAAAGUUAUAAAAAAAUUAAAUUUAAUUGAAUGAAUGAAUAAUUAUUUUGUGACUUUGUGUAUGAUUUGUUGAAUCCAAAAACAAAAGUAAGACGCAUUAAGUUAUCGCGCUCGAACUAAACAAAUACCUACAUAAUUUUCUUUCAUGAGUGGGAUGAUCACACGCGCAAGCUUGAGAGCUUUUUCCACAGAAGCUCUGAAAGUUUUCAAUAAUGUUGCUAAGCAACAGUUUACUGUGGGAGUUCGAGGUGCUGAGGCUGUUAUAAGCUAUGAAAAAACUGGCAAAGAAAUUACAUUUAUCGAAGCAAAUGUUCCAGAACAGUUCCAGGGUAAAGGAGUUGGUAAACUACUAGCUAAGUUUGCAUUUGAUCAUGCUUAUAUAAACAAACUUGAUGUUGUUUGUAAAUGCCAUUUCCUGGCGAAAUAUUACGAACAUAAUAAGCAGCGCUAUAAAGGUCUGUCAGUCAAAUUGGAUCUUGAAGAGGAAGAAACAAAGAAGUAAUCAAUAUGGAAUUAACUUGGUAUAGGUGUAAUGUACAUUAUUAUUUACGUGAAAAGUGUUAUGGAAAAGCUAGAAAAAUAGUUAAAGAAGCAUUACAUUUGAAUUCUGAUAUAUCAGAGUUUCUGUUUUAUCAUGGAGUUGCCAGCAUCUUAGAAGGGCAGGUCCAGAGUGGGAUCAAUGACCUUAACCCUUUACAGUCAGACAGGGACCUUCAAUUAGCAGUGGUUAUGGCUUUAAUUUACGGCCACAAACUGGCCAGUGUGUUAGAAAGGGAUGUCUUAUAUAAUCUUGAAUCCAAGUUGAAAGAAGAGAAAAAGCAUGGCAAUACUAUGUCUUACUAUUAUGCUGGGCUAUUUUUAUCAUUUGCAGAAAAAUACGAAAAAGCUUCUGAAUAUGUUAACAAAUCACUUAAGAAGGAUUCAAAUAACAUAGAUGCUAUUAUUCUAAAGGGUUUCAAUGACAUGUACAUGACAGUAGGUGAUAUGCAGCCGUCUACUCUAGAUUACUUGGAACUUGCACUUACCAAAAGUGACAGAAAUGUGGAAGCCCUAUUAGGUCUUGCAAAGUUCAAGUAUUUUGCAAAAGAUUAUGAAGCAUCAAAUCUAACAUUGGACAGGCUGAUAGUAAGCAGUCCAAGCCAAGUUGUUCCUCUAAUUGAAAAACUGAAAAAUGAAUUUGCCUUGCAAAAAUGGGAAGCGGUUUAUGAUACAAUGGAAAGAAUAUUUCCUCUAGAACCUGACAAUAUUGAAGCAUAUAAAAUUAGAAUAUUUCUGGCGUUGUGUAAGAAUGCUGAUUAUAUUGAAGCUGCUGAUCAAUUGAACCGCUAUUUUUCAAUACUAGAAAUAGAAGAAGCAAACAAUGGCUAUCAGUUUUACAAUACAACUCAGAUAUUUUCUAAAAUCUGUGGUAGAUCCAGUGCUGUGUUGUCUCAAGCCUACAGAUUUGCACAAUAUGCCUCCGAGAUGUACCCUAAUAAUGUGGAUUAUUUGAGUGAAGUUGGAUAUCAAUGCAUACUUCAAGGGAAGUACAAAGAUGCUGUUAGUUUCUUCAAGGCUGCAAGCAAAAUUGACAGUAACUCUAUAACAGCACUGUGUGGAUUGACCCUUUGUCAGUUGUUUGAAAAUGGCCCCACUGAUCAAAUUAGCCAGCAAGUGGAGUUAUUGUUUGAGAUGCAAGGCACAAACAAACUACCAGUUUUAUACCUUCUCUCUGCUCAGCUAAAUGCGAAAAAUUCCGCAAAAGCAAUGUCGUAUUUGAACACUGCAUAUGAAACCAAAUUUAUCUUAGCAGACCGAAAUCCUUUCAGCUUGACUUACAUCAAAUACAUAGAUCCUGAUUUUCUUCUUGAAGUCUAUAAAGAGUAUCAGAAACAUUUGCCGAAGAGACCAUUUGUUAUAGUAGAUUAUUUGUUAUAUUCACAAGAAGGAAACACAACACCUGUCUCUCAUUGCUUCAAGUUACUUAAUAAGAUCUGUGAUGCAUGUCCAGGGCUGAUAAAAGCUCUAUACGAGCUGGCGAAGCUGAAAUUUUUGUUUGGAUAUUCAAUGAAGGCCCACAAAUUAGCGACUAUGGUUGGAGAAUUAGACAGUACACAUGCAGGGAGCCAAAUCCUUCUGACUCAGAUUUAUAUUCAACAGCAAGCCUAUAAUAAAGCCGCACAGUGCUUGGAAAUGUGUUUAAGCUAUAACUUUAAAGUAAGAGACAGUGCUAUGUAUCAUUUCCUCAAUGGAGUUAUACUGAAGAGUUCGAAUCAGUACCAGGAAGCUCUGUCGAGUUUUACCACCGCUGUACAAAUGGCAAAUAACAAGGCUGCCAGCAACAUGAGCCGCCUUUAUGAUUCAGACCUCAACAUCAUUGAUAAGGCCACUCUGUAUCUACAAAUUAUUGAAAUCCAAACAUAUUUGGGACAAUUAUCAGAAGCAGGGAAAACUAUGCAGGAAGCUAUCCAAGAAUUUUCUUACACAUCCGAGGAAGGUCGCCUGCUCAUAGCCCGCGCAGACAUGGCCUUGGAUAAAGCCGACGUCGACAAUGCCAUAGAUAUCCUAAACGAAAUCAAACCAGGCCAGCCCUACUACUUCCAAGCACACAGCAAGAUGGCGCAUAUUUACUUGAAACAGAAGAACGAUAGGGCCAUGUUCACGGCGUGUUUCAAAGACAUUGUGAAUAAUCAUCCGAUGGCGGACGCUCAUGUUAUGAUGGGAGAUGCCUUUAUGUCUAUUCAUGAACCGAUCCAAGCAGCAGAAUCGUACGAGGCAGCCCUAGCAGGGAGCCCUAAAGACAUCCAUCUGGUAAAGAAGUUGGGAGCCGCCCUGGUGAAGAUGCACGAGUACGACAAAGCUACGCAACAUUAUGAGAACGCUAUCAAGUUGCUCAACGAUGACGAACUUAAGUUUGAAUAUUUGGACCUUCUUAUAAAGUUAAAACAAUACGACAAAGCAGACUCAAUAAUAACAUCAGAAAUCAAUCAACUAUACAACAAAGAUAAAGACGUGAGCACUCUAAAACGCCGCGUUCGCUACCUCACCACUCAAGCGAAAUGUCGGCAGCUGAAAAAUCCAAACGGUGGCAACACUCAUCUCAUUCUCACCGAAGCGAAGGAAAUACAAAAUACCGUUGUGAAAAGAAUAGAAAUAGACUCUAGAGGAGAUGUUCAAGAGGAGAAACGUAUUCUGUCCGAAAUACUCUGCUCUUUAGCGAAAGUAAAGUCUAGUAAGGAACCCGCUGUUGCUGCGAAUCUGUACUCUGAAGCGUUGAUUCAUGUGCCGAGGGAUCCCAGUACUUUGUUGUCGUUAGCGAAGUUGUACGCUGAUAUGAACCAUCCCGAGAAAUGCGAGCAGACUUGCGCUGUGUUGUUGAAUACCGACCCCAAUAACGAGGCGGCGGCUGUCAUGAUGGCCGAUCUAGCAUUUCGAAAGGUGGACUUCGAAACGGCCCAGCGCCAUCUAACUCAAAUCCUUUCAGUGAAGCCGCUCAGUUGGGAGGCGCUCGCGCAACUCAUCGAGGUCCAAUGGCGGCGCGGCAAGCUCUCCGAAGCCGAUUCAGCGCUUGAUGCCGCAAAAAUGGCGCUAGAAGACAGUGAGGACCCAGGGUACUACUACUGCCUGGGCACGUACUCGUGCUGCGCCGGACGCGCCACCGCGGCGCUGCGACAGCUCAACGCGGCGCGGCGCGCGGCCUCGCGUGCGCCGCGCGCCGCCGCCCGCAUGGUGCUCUUGUGUCUCGCGCACGACGCGCCCGACGCAGACGCCUUCGCCGGGAACGGGGAUGACUCGGACACAAGAACACUAGCGCUGCGGACAGCUGAAAAACUUCUAGUAGAAGUGGCGCCAACUGAGCGUAAAUCGCUUCAAGCGCUUCUCCAGCUGGCGACCAGACAGAAACAGCAAGCGGAGAAAGUGCUACAGGAGUUACUGCCUCUCGUCACCGAGGACGUGUACCAGGACGACCCCUAUUUGAUACUGGCCAUUGCUAAUGCGUACAACAUAAUAAAACAACCGACGCGAGCCAAGAACAUCCUAAAGAGGACGAUAUCAUCAAUCCCUUGGAGUCCGGAGAAGGCGGACGGCCUGGAGAGAUGCUGGCUGGAGGUGGCCGACAACCAAGUGAGCUCGGGCAGAGCGGACGCUGCGAAGGAACUGCUCACUAAAAUACUGAACCAUAAUAACUCGUGUGCCGCUGCCUACCAAUACUUGGGCAUAUUAGCUGAGAAAGAGCAGAACUACAAAAGCGCGGCCCACAACUACGACAACGCCUGGACUCACGGCGGCAAGGCCGACCUCGCCGUCGGCUACAAACUGGCGCAUGCGCACCUCAAGCUGAAGAAAUACCCGGAAUGUAUCGUGGUCUCGCGACAUAUACUCAAGGUGCACCCGGACUAUCCUAAGAUUAAAAAGGAAAUACUGGAUAAGGCUCGGACUAAUUUAAGAACAUAAAACGUCACUGUGUAUAUUUGCGCAUGCGCACUUCAAGCUGUAAAAAUACCUGGAAUGUAUUGUGGCCUCCCGAUAUACUCAGGGUGCACCCGAAUUACCCGAAGAUUAAGGAGGAAAUAUUAAAUAAGGCUCGGAUUAAUUUGAGAAAGUAAAAUAUACCUGAGAUAAAUUUAAAAUAAAUUUUAAGGAUACUACUUAAACCUUUUUUAAAGUUGUAUUGAAAACUAUACAUAGUAUCAAGGUUGGUAGGAUAUUUGAACGUAAAGGGAGAACAAGAACACAAAAAUGUAAAUAAUACUAAACUGUAAUGUAGCUAAUAUGAAAUUAACAGAAAUGUAAUACAAUUACACAGUAAUGCUGUUCGUACAAUAAACGGUCAUGUUCGAA